Molecule: messenger RNA, 1998 nt
Organism: Bactrocera tryoni
Lineage: Eukaryota; Metazoa; Arthropoda; Insecta; Diptera; Tephritidae
Exons: 3
Coding region: 1-1998 (665 amino acids)
Source: RefSeq, a predicted model, not a curated record
AUGUUGAAAUCGAAAUAUUUACCAAUUAAUAGCAACACAUCACGAAGGACACAUAUUAAGGCAAUAAUAUUGAACUCAAUGCAGAUUAUAGUGAUUGGUUUGAUAAUUCUGUUUAUACGAAUACUCUAUACGCUCGAUGCUCGUCACUUUUAUCGCACUGCAACCGACAUAGCGCCAACAGAUUAUUUCGUACUCACAUCGGAGUGCCAAAUGCCUUACGUGGAUCCAUUUUCUUCUGAAGCACUUGAAAUUUUUGAUCCCAAAAAGUUUACAUAUUUGAAUUGUACAAAUGAUGUAGCUCUCGUCCAGCAAAUGUAUCUACACGAGACUAAACAAUAUAAGCUACAUAUGAAUUUGUCGGCAAUGGCCGAAGUUUCGAAUACAAAUAAUGGCAAUAUUGAAGAUAUGCACUGCUGUUACAGGGAAAUUAAGCGGUCAGGAAUAUAUGAGUUAGCCAACUCCGGUUAUGACCUUUCAUCUUGCCAUCGAUUUCAACAAGAUUUUUUGGUGCCACGCCAUAUCGAUUACCUAAUAACCGAGUGCUAUAUCGGUAGCGAAACGAAAGUGGCAAUUCAAAAAGAUGCCUUUACAUUUAUACAAUAUCGUAAAUUAACUGAUUCAUUUAAAGCUGAAAAAUUUUCGAAACUUGGAAUAAAAAGGCCAAGCGUGCUUUUAUUGGGUAUUGAUAGCCUCUCCCGCAUAAAUCUGCGCCGCACUAUGCCCAAAACUUUUAUGCAUUUGCAGAGAAAUGAUUGGUUUGAGUUGAAGGGUUUUAAUAAGAUCGCCGAUAAUACGUUUCCAAAUUUAAUGGCAGCCUUAACAUCAUACAAUCAACCUACAGCCGAGAAGAAGUGUCAAUGCAAAACACUCGGUGGCUACAAUCAACGUAUGUGCAAUCUAAUUUGGAAUAAUUUCAGAGAUUACGGCUAUCGAACCGCUUACGCAGAAGAUGUACCAAUAAUUAGUACGUUUAAUUAUGGACGGUAUGGAUUUGUGGAACAACCAACCGAUUAUUAUCUACGACCUUUUACAAUGUGUAUCGAAAAUAAUAUGCACGUUGAGAAAAUAGACGGUCUACCCGACUGCAUCGGUCGCAAACAUUAUGCCCAAUACAUACUCGACUAUGCAUUGCAGUUUUCGAUUACCUAUACCGAUGAACCAAUUUUCGGGCUUUUCUGGAUGAAUUCGUUUAGUCAUAAUUCCUUCGACAUGCCAGCGACGAUGGAUAUGAAAAUUUUGGAAUAUCUGGCGAGAAUGAAAGAUGAGAACAUUUUAGAACGUACUAUUGUAAUCCUUUUUGCUGACCACGGCAUGCGUUUUGGUCCAUUAUUGAAAUUAAAAUCUGGUUUCUUAGAAGAACGUUUACCAAUGAUGUUUAUAUCAUUGCCACAGUGGUAUCGCAAUGAGCAUCCCGAAUUUGUGAAAGCCUUGCAGGUGAAUAAGAAUCGUCUUACAUCACCAUUUGAUAUAUAUGCAACACUGAAGCAUGUACUGGAAUUGGCCAAUCCCGUAAUAGAAUUCCCCUAUCUAAACGGCACCACCAAAGGCAUCAGCAUAUUUCGUGAAAUUCCCGAGAAUCGUACUUGUCUCAAGGCAGGCAUUGCCGAUCACUGGUGUACAUGUUUGUUAUUUGAAAUUGUUUCGAUUAAUGAUAAAGAGGUGAAAAAUGUUGCUCAUUUAUUAAUUGAUGAGAUGAAUAAAUAUCUCGUUAGUAAAAAUAUUGAAACAAAAUGUGCUGUUCUCAAGUUAAACAAUAUUUAUCAAGCCUUACGAAAAACAAGCAGAAAAGACAAUAACAGUUAUAAUGAACUAACGUACCGAUUGUGGUACUUUGUACGGCCAGGAUUUAAGGAUUUCCAAGCAACGGUUAAUUUUAAUAGGACUGCAAAUAAAAUUGAACUUAAUGUGGAGGAUAUUUCACGUCUAGAUUCCUAUGAGCAGACAGCAUACUGCAUUGAUAUGAAAGAAGCGAAAAAAUACUGCAUUUGUCGCGAAUAA